AAUCUGAUUGUCGCCCCUAUUCUCACAAUACCAAUGACAAGAAGUGAACGGUUUCGUUGCGUGCGAUGGCGACUUGGUUGGUUACCUCUUGGUAAACCCUCCCCCAAGCCUUGCCCCUUCCAUCUAAAUGAACUCUUCACACGCUCACAUAGUGUUUCUUGUUUGCAUAUGCAUAACCGCCUUCAGAUGCCCCAAAUCUAUUGA
Molecule: messenger RNA, 204 nt
Organism: Cokeromyces recurvatus
Lineage: Eukaryota; Fungi; Mucoromycota; Mucoromycetes; Mucorales; Mucoraceae
Exons: 1
Coding region: 34-204 (56 amino acids)
Source: RefSeq, a predicted model, not a curated record